Molecule: messenger RNA, 2811 nt
Organism: Lepus europaeus (European hare)
Lineage: Eukaryota; Metazoa; Chordata; Mammalia; Lagomorpha; Leporidae
Gene: MCAM
Product: melanoma cell adhesion molecule
Exons: 16
Coding region: 34-1977 (647 amino acids)
Biological process (GO): angiogenesis
Cellular component (GO): plasma membrane
Source: RefSeq, a predicted model, not a curated record
CCUCACUUGGCUCUCGCUCUCCGGUCGGGAAGCAUGGGGCUGCCCUGGCUCGUCUGCGUCUUCUUGCUGGCCGCCGCCUGCUGCUGUCGCCGCGUCGCGGGUGUGCCCGGAGAGGCGGAGCAGCCUGUGCAGGAGCUGGUAGAGGUGGAGGUGGGCGGCACAGCGGUCCUGAAGUGCGGCCCCGCCCACUCCCAGGACAACUUCAGCCACGCAGAUUGGUUUUCCGUCCACAAGGAGAAGCCGACACUCAUCUUCCGCGUGCGCCAAGGCCAGGGCCAGGGCGAGCCCGGCGAGUACCAGCAGCGGCUGAGCCUGCAGGGCCGAGGGGCCGCCCUGGUUCUGACUCACGUCACCCCCCACGACGAGCGCAUCUUCCUGUGCCAGGGCAGGCGGCCUCAGUCCCAGGAGCACCGCGUCCAGCUGCGCGUCUACAAGGCUCCAGAGGAGCCCACCAUCCAGGUCAACGCCCUGGGCAUCUCUGUGGACAGUGAGGAGCCUGCGGAGGUGGCCACCUGCGUGGGGAAGAAUGGGUACCCUGCUCCCCAAGUCAGGUGGUACAAGAACAGGCGGCCCCUGCAGGAGGAGAAGAACCAGGUGCAUAUUCAGUCGUCGCAGACCGUGGAGUCCAGCGGUCUGUACACCCUGAAGAGUGUUCUGAAGGCACGGCUGCUUAAGGAAGACAAGGACGCCCAGUUCUACUGUGAACUCAGCUACCGGCUGCCCAGUGGGAACCACAUGAAGGAAUCCAGGGAGGUCACCGUCCCCGUGUUCUACUCCGCAGAAAAGGUGUGGUUGGAAGUGGAGCCCGUGGGGGCGCUGAAGGAAGGGGACCGCGUGGAAAUCAGGUGUUUGUCGGAUGGCAACCCCCAACCCCACUUCAGCAUCAACAAGCAGAACCCUGGAACCAGCGAGAUGGAGGAGGAGGCCACCACGGACAAUGGCAUCCUGGUCUUGGAGUCAGCCCAGAAGGAGCACAGCGGGCUCUACGAGUGUCAGGGGCUCGACUUGGAAACCAUGAUCUCGCUGUCCAGUGAACGCCACGAGCUACUGGUGAACUAUGUGUCCGAUGUGCGAGUGACUCCUGCAGCCCCCGAGAGCCAGGAGGGCAGCAGCCUCAGCCUGACCUGCGAGGCAGACAGCAGCCAGGCCCUGGAGUUCCAGUGGCUGAGAGAGAAGACAGGCCAGGAACUGGGAAGGGGGCCUAAGCUGCAGUUACCCAACCUGAGACGGGAGGCAGGGGGUGGCUACCGCUGCGUGGCAUCGGUGCCCAGCAUCCCCGGCCUGAACCGCACGCGGCUGGUCAACGUGGCUGUUUUUGGCCCCCCAUGGAUGGCAUCAAAGGAGACGAAGGUGUGGGUGAAAGAGAACGCCGUGCUGAAUGUGUCUUGUGAGGCGUCAGGCCACCCGCGGCCCACCAUCUCCUGGAACACCAACGGCAUGGCAAGCGAGCAGAGCCAAGAUCCGCAGAGCGUCCUGAGCACCCUGACUGUCCUUGUGAGCCCGGAGCUGCUGGCCGCGGGCGCUGUCCAGUGCACAGCCUCCAACUCCCUGGGCAGGAACACCACCACCAUCCUCCUGGAGCUGGUCAGUUUAACCACCCUCACACCAGAGUCCAGCCCGACCACUGGCCUCAGCACCUCCACUGCCAGCCCUCAUGCCAGAGCCAACGGCACCUCCACAGAGAAAAAGCUGCCGGAGCCCGAGAGCCAGGGCGUGGUCAUCGUGGCGGUGAGCGUGUGCAUCCUGGUCCUGGCCGUGCUGGGCGCUGUCCUGUAUUUCUUCUACAAGAAGGGCAAGCUGCCGUGUGGGCGGUCAGGCAAGCAGGAGAUCACGCUGCCCCCGUCUCGUAAGGGCGAACUUGUAGUUGAAGUUCAGUCAGAUAAGCUCCCCGAAGAGAUGGGCCUCCUGCAGGGCCGCAGCGGUGACAAGAGGGCUCCAGGAGACCAGGGAGAGAAAUACAUCGAUCUGAGGCAUUAGCCACCGAAUCACCGUCAGCGCCCUUCCCGCCUGGACCGGCGCCAGCUCCCUGUCACUCUCUCCCGAGGGACACCAGAGAAGACCCCUGCACCAGCUCACCUGCAGACCCCACUUCAGGGGCCGCGGCCAGGACACGACUGUGCUGAGAAGCCCCUCCUGGCCUGGAGGCCCCCUUUUGGGAGCACCCGGCUACCAUCUCUAUUUGCCCAGUGAAGCUCACCUGUUCCAGCCGUCAACGCCCACCUUAUGCCGGCAGCCCCUCUCUGAGCCAGUUUCUCGCUCCCAUGCUGGAUGCCCCAGCACUUCAGCUGGGCCGUUUCAGUGAGCCCGGUUCUGGAGCCCACCAGCUGUGCGCUGGCCACACUGGCUCCGGAGAGGGCCCGAGCAGCACCCAGCAGCAGCUGCAGGAUAGCUGCCACCUGCCUGCCUGCGUCUCUGGGGGCCUCAGGACACUUUUGCUUUGGGCAGAGCCCGGGGGGCUGGUUUCAUUCCGGUAGCAAAUCUAGGCAUCGUUUCCAAGGCCUGAGGCCCUGUCUACAUUUGGCUCCCAGUCCCUCCAGGGAUCAUGGAAGGCCAGGAUGGGAGGUAGGGGAUGAGCUGAUGGGCCCAGGGCUGAGGAGGAGGGCCCAAGUGGGAGAAUGGUGCUUAGGAGGAGCACCAGGGGCCUGGCUAGAGCUUUGGGGUGUGUGUGUGAGUGUGUGCGCACGUUUGCGUAUAUACAUAUACAUAUAUAUAUAUAUGGUUUUGUCAGGUUCUGUGUAAAUUUGCAAUUUCCUUUUUAUAUUAUAUAUAUAUAUAUAUAUAUAUAUAUAUGAGAAAAAUAAAGCUUAAUUA